This is a messenger RNA of Pestalotiopsis fici W106-1, 1683 nucleotides long. RefSeq lists its product as uncharacterized. The record is from RefSeq and is a predicted model, not a curated record. The transcript has a single exon. Gene Ontology annotation, biological process: transmembrane transport; basic amino acid transport. Gene Ontology annotation, molecular function: basic amino acid transmembrane transporter activity. Bases 1 to 1683 code for a protein of 560 amino acids. NCBI's taxonomy places the organism in Eukaryota, Fungi, Ascomycota, Sordariomycetes, Amphisphaeriales, Sporocadaceae. Gene Ontology annotation, cellular component: fungal-type vacuole membrane.
AUGCCUUCAGUUGGCAGUGGACGAGAGUCGUCAGCUGCAGCAGCCACUCCUCACGAUGAGACGACUCCCUUGCUGCGAGACGGCGACAGCAAUGCUGCUAUCCCCGCAGAACAGUCGCAGACCCCCAACGAGAAUGAGGAGCAGGUCGUGAUCGUCGAAGAGAUCACUGGUAUCAAGCUUUGGCUCAUUCUCUGCAGCGGAUGGAUGGGUGUUUUUCUAGGCGCUGUAGACGCCUCCAUUAUCGCGACUCUCUCGGCUCCCAUUUCCAGCGAGUUCAAGUCUCUCAGUCUGCUAUCAUGGCUGGCUACAGCCUAUCUGAUUGCCAAUGCGGCAUGUCAGCCCAUUAGCGGCCGCUUGACCGACAUCUUUGGCCGCGGCCCGGGUCUGGUUUUCAGCAACUUGUUUUUCGCUGCCGGAAAUCUCAUAUGCGGACUCGCCCAGAACGAACAUGUCAUGAUACUGGGUCGGGUGGUAGCCGGGAUCGGCGGUGGCGGGUUAAUGUCCAUCACUACCUUCUUGGCUACGGAUUUGGUGCCUCUCCGGAAGCGAGGUAUCAUUCAAGGCAUCGGAAAUAUCGCCUAUGGCUCCGGAGCCAUGUGCGGAGGCGUCAUCGGAGGCUUGCUCAACGACUACACAAGCGGCGGGUGGCGUCUCGCGUUCUUCAUCCAGGUGCCCCCGGUGUUGGUGUCCGCAUGUCUGGUGGCCUAUCUGGUUCGCAUCCCUCCCAAGGUCUCGAACAAGUCUUACCUGGCCCGUAUCGAUUUCGUCGGUGCAUUUCUCAUCAUUGUCUUCCUCGUUCUACUCCUUCUCGGGCUCAACGCCGGCGGAAACCUCGUGCCAUGGACACAUCCACUGCCUCUGACAACCAUUCCGCUCGCCUUUGUUGCCGCCUUGGGCUUCGUCUGGUGGGAGGCGAGAGCCGCACAGCCGAUCAUUCCUGUUAGGCUACUCCUCCGUCGGACGGUCUUUACAGCGUGCAUGACGAAUCUCGUUACGACCAUGGCCAAUAUGAUGGCCUUGUUCUAUAGUCCACUAUAUCUGCAGGUACGCGGCGACUCCGCGACUCAAGCGGGUCUCGUCAUUCUCUUUGCCCCCAUCGGCAUCUGCAUUUGCUCCGUGGGCAGCGGGUACCUGAUGAAAAAGACCGGGCGAUAUGUCGGUAUUGGUAUCCUUUCGGUCAGUCUACACUUGAUACACGUCGUCAUUCUAACUACUCUGAAUGAAACGACGCCGAAAUGGCAUCUCAUGCUGGCCUUUUUCCUGCUUGGUUCCGGCUAUGGCGCCAUGUUGACAAUUACGUUAUUGGCUUGCCUUGCUGCAGUGGAUCAUGCUGACCAGGCCGUCAUUACUUCCGCCACCUACGCCUUCCGGUCUGUGGGAGGUACAGUAGGCGUGACUAUAGCGUCGACAGUUUACCAAAACAUCCUCAAGACGCAGCUCUGGAACCACUUUGGUCAUCUGCCCGAUGCCAGCGUUGAAAUUCCCAGAAUUCGGGAUGAUCUCAACGAACUCAAACAUCUACCCGAGGGGUGGCCAAAGUCAGAUGUCAUUGCUGUCUUUAUGGAGGCCUUCCGGGGUGUAUGGUUCACGGCUUUGGGAAUGGUUCUUCUUGGCCUGAUCGCCGUGAGCCUCAUGAAACAACAUACUCUCCACUUGACGCUAUCCCGCUCCGAGCGGUCUUAA